AUGUUGUCUGAUAACACAGUAUCACCAACUCAUUACAAUGAGUUGAUGAGCACUUAUAAAAAUUAUUGUGAUGCAUUUGACUCACUAUACAAGCUCAAAACAAAAGACGAAAAAGAAUUAUCUAAAAUUUAUCAAAAUAUCAAAAUUCAUCUGAUCGAUUCAUAUAAAUAUCCUCCAAAUCAGAUUAUUACUGAUAUGUCAAAUAUGUCAAUGUAUAACAACCGCUAUAUGAAGUCAUAUUUAUACAUUGUCAAACAAAUCUUUGAAGAAUAUCACCCAAAGGAUAUUAAUGCGAUUAAUUCUGUUUUUGAUUACCUUUUCUAUAAAGAAUAUGGAAUAGUACUUGUAGAAAGCAACAGAACAAAGUUCAAGGAAUUUGAAUCUAAAAAUUAUACAUUGGAUAUUCAUAAAGAAAAUACGAUUUACAGGGCUAUUAUGGAUAAUGACAAAGAAUUAUUAAUCUCUAUCAUCGAAAAAAGCGAAUUUGAUAAAGAUCAAAGACUAGACGAUACAUUUUAUCCAUAUUCAUUAAAAGGAUAUUCAUAUCUUGAAUUAUGCUGUUAUUAUGGAUCUGUUGAUUGUUUUAAGUUCAUAAUCACAAAAUUUCACCCAGAAAUAACAAAAAAAUGUCUUCGUUUCUCAUUUUUAGGUGGAAAUCAGGAGAUCUUAAGCGAGUGCUUGAAAAAACAAGAACCAGAUAAAAAAUGCAUGAAAAUUGCAAUUAUUACACACAACAUUGAUUUUGUUUCGUUUUUAAGGAAUGAAUAUAAUAUUGAAAUCGACUUAGCCGAUUGCGGUUUGUAUAAUAAUCUUCAGUCAUUUUUAGUAUAUUUAGAUCAAACUAAUAAUAUUGAUACAUGCUUAAUUUAUUCAUCUUAUUUCUUUCUUCCAUCCCUUAUCAAAUAUUUUAUUUCCCAUGGUGCUGAUAUCAAUGCUAGAGAUGAAGAGGAGGAAACUCCACUUCAUAAAGCAGCUUAUAGCAACAGCAAAGAAACAGCAGAAGUUCUUAUUUCACAUGGUGCUGAUAUCAAUGCUAGAGACAAAUAUAAGAGAACUCCACUUCAUAAAGCAGCUUUUAGCAACAGCAAAGAAACAGCAGAAGUUCUUAUUUCACAUGGUGCUGAUAUCAAUGCUAGAGAUGAAGAUGAGAAAACUCCACUUCAUAACGCAGCUUUUAGCAUCAGCAAAGAAACAGCAGAAGUUCUUAUUUCACAUGGUGCUGAUAUCAAUGCUAGAGAUGAACAUGAGAAAACUCCACUUCAUUACGCAGCUUAUAGCAACAGCAAAGAAACAGCAGAAGUUCUUAUUUCACAUGGUGCUGAUAUCAAUGCUAGAGACAAAUAUAAGGAAACUCCACUUCAUAAAGCAGCUUUUAGCAACAGCAAAGAAACAGCAGAAGUUCUUAUUUCAUAUGGUGCUGAUAUCAAUGCUAGAGAUGAAGAUGAGGAAACUCCACUUCAUUACGCAGCUUAUAGCAACAGCAAAGAAACAGCAGAAGUUCUUAUUUCACAUGGUGCUGAUGUCAGUGAUAAUGAUAGUGAUGAUGAUAAUGAUCGUGACGAUGAUAAUGACAGUUAUGAUGAUAGUUAUUAA
Trichomonas vaginalis G3 is the source of this 1593-nucleotide messenger RNA. RefSeq names its product ankyrin repeat and SOCS box-containing protein 4 family. The record is from RefSeq and is a predicted model, not a curated record. Lineage: Eukaryota; Parabasalia; Trichomonadida; Trichomonadidae. Gene Ontology annotation, molecular function: protein binding. The transcript has a single exon. The coding region runs from base 1 to 1593 and encodes 530 amino acids.